AUGUCUCGCCUCUACACACACAACUCUCAGGGCCGCCAGCCUAUGCUGGGUUCCCCACCCAGAUUGUCCAAGUCCAAAGAAUAUUCCCAUGAUACCUUCCACGGUCCCACGGGCAAGAAAAACAAGACUCAUCGAAGACAUGCCUUUACACACAAACUUGCUGGCAAACGGAAAAGAGCAGACAGAUCAGCAUCGGAAGAGGAGAUUUCUUCCACCGCCGGGUCAGAAACAGCAGAUGAUGCGUCGGAUGAAGAUAGUGACGAGUCAGAUGAUGAUGAUGAUGAAGACCUGCCAGCAGUCACAACCCCGUCUCGUUCUCGGAGUCUGAACGGGGCGGGGCCGAAACCUCAAUCGACUCCCCGAGAUAAUGUUUCCAUUGCUGGCAGUUUGGACAGCAUGUUCGGUGAAUAUGAAGACUACUAUGAGGACGACGAAGAUCCCAAUUUUUCACCCGAAGAAAACCGAAAACGCUUUGAGAGCAAAGUCUUUGCCGAGUCGGAUAAUGAGAAUGAUGACAUUUAUCAGGCUGUCGACGACAUUAGUGACUUUGACGACGAUUUGGAUGACAACCGCAUUGAAGAACAUGAGUUGCUUGCAAUGCUGUCCGAGGAAGACCAUAGUGAUGCAGACUUUCUCCUCAACCAAAUCGACGGUCUUUCUGCCUAUGGCUUUGGAGACGAGAGCGACGUCAGCAUUCAUCGCUUCCCAUCGUCUCAAGCCAGUGACAGUACCGCUGAGACCGGACCAGAGAGGCGCGUACAUUUUGCCGUUGAGGGCGAUCGAUCACUCUACAUGCGCAUGUCAGAGUCUCCUACCAUUACUCGUGCCUUACUUCCCUCCGCACUACCGGAUUCCGGAUUUUCUAAUCAUGACGCCGAGAGACGAACCGGCGGUCUUGUCGACGAUCUAGAUGAUUCCGAUCUGACCGACGAUUGUUUGCCGGAAGAAGCACUUCAAGGCACUCCCAAUGGGCUUCAGCCGGAGAGAGACAUCUCGCCGUCGGUCACGCCGCCAUCGAAGAAAAUGGCCAAGAAGCCAAAUCGUCGCCGAGGCCCUCCUCGUGGUAUCUUCAUCGAUGAAGGAGACAAGACAUCUGGCAUUCUCGAUCGCUCCGGCAAAAUCAUUCUGAUGACAAAUCCUCAUUUACUGGGAGAAGAGUUUGCUCGUCGGUAUGGAGUGUCUCAAGCUUCCAGCCCUGAUGUCGGCUUCGCCGAGCUGAUUGAGGAGAGCGACAUCGGUGAACGCGACUCCACUGACCUUGUCGGCGCCCCCAGCACAGACAUUAUGUUGGCGAGUCUUAAUUCGGCCCUCAAUGACCCCACCAACCUUGGACAAGCUGUCGGCCCUCUAGAAGUGUUCUACCCGGCCGACAGCCUCGUCUUGGGAGAUUAUGCCAUUGAUCCCGAUGAAUUGGAAGAGGAUUUCCGUCCAGAGGAAGGACUUGGUGAAGACGUGAUCAACCUCCAUGAUGUGAUCCAGUUUGAUGAUGACACGGACGAUAGUGAUGCUCCAACGUCACCAAUCUUCAUGCCCCCUCCUUGUGAACUUUCCGGCAUUGGAAAUGUGAGCAAUGAGUUUGCACAUUUGAACAACAACAAUGUGACAGCGUUUCGGCGUAACGCCGACCCGGCUUUUGCCGCGUUGAGCAAUAUGCCGUCAUUCCGUGAUACGGAACUCUUUGGUUCUCCAUUUGCAACACCGGCACCUCGUCGCAAGCGGAAGAACCAUGCUUCUCCAUACACGUCCUCACAUUACAAAGGAGUUACUCCGGUCCAGCGUAUGUGGGAUCCCAAUCAACCCCAAACUCCUGACUCAUCGACUCCGGCAAAGAGACGCAGGAUAAUGAUUUAA
Messenger RNA from Rhinocladiella mackenziei CBS 650.93, 1851 nucleotides. RefSeq lists its product as uncharacterized. The transcript has 2 exons. The record is from RefSeq and is a predicted model, not a curated record. Lineage: Eukaryota; Fungi; Ascomycota; Eurotiomycetes; Chaetothyriales; Herpotrichiellaceae. Bases 1 to 1851 code for a protein of 616 amino acids.